Messenger RNA from Metarhizium album ARSEF 1941, 714 nucleotides. Its product is annotated as sugar transporter (hexose transporter). The coding region runs from base 1 to 714 and encodes 237 amino acids. Gene Ontology annotation, molecular function: carbohydrate:proton symporter activity. Gene Ontology annotation, cellular component: membrane. The transcript is spliced from 4 exons. The record is from RefSeq and is a predicted model, not a curated record. Lineage: Eukaryota; Fungi; Ascomycota; Sordariomycetes; Hypocreales; Clavicipitaceae. Gene Ontology annotation, biological process: carbohydrate transport; transmembrane transport.
AUGGCAAUGGCAAGCAGUGACGUCCGUGCCGUAUCCUCGCUGACCGUGCUGCAGACACAUGUCGAGACGAGAGUGGCGACGGGCGACGAAGCGCUGCUGGAGGAGCCGCCAGCUCCCUGGGGCAGAGGACAGAUCGUCAUCUAUCUCUUCUCUCUGGUUGCCUUCAACAGCACCGUCAAUGGCUAUGACGGCAGCAUGAUUGACACCCGUGUUGAAUUCAACAUACAACAAUGGCUCCAACAGCGGAAUCUGGGCUGGCAUCUCUGCGACCACUUUGGCCGACGAGCUGGCAUGGCUAGCGGUGCCGCUCUCGUCAUCACCGGCAAGUCGUCCCUCAUGAUUUUUUUGUUCGGCGCUGCCUUCUCGAUUGGCAUCACGCCGUUGCAGGGACGGUAUCUUGUCGAGGUCUUGAGUUUUGAGAUGAGAGCCAAGGGUAUGGUCGUGUCCAACUUGGCGGUCAAUCUUGCCGGUUUGCUCAACCAGUACGCCUGGUCGGUGUCCAUGAAGAACCUAGGAUGGAAGACGUACAUCAUCUUUACAGUCUGGCAUGCAAUUUCCGUCAUCAUCGUUUACUUUACGUUGCCCGAAACAAUGGGUACAACACUCCAAGAGUUGGACCACAUCUUUGCAGCAAAGAAUCCCGUCGAGGCAUCCAUAUCAAAGAAGGUGAUAGUCCGCCAGGACGGACACCUAGUCGAGGUCGAGGAGGCCUAA